AUGACUAUAAAUGUAAAUUCUUCAUCAAAAUCUAAUCUUCAAUCUCAUUAUGGACCAUCAACAAGUGAAUUAAUACUUGUAUUAUGGGUUUUUACUUUAUUUUGUGAAGAAAUUCGACAAAUAAGAGCGAAUAAAGUUCACUCACUAUAUAAGAAGAUCAAAGUAUAUCUUUCUAUAUUUUGGAAUAAAUUAGAUGCAUUAGCUAUAAUUCUAUUUAUUCUUGGUUGUAUUCUUCGUUUUUUACCAAUAAAUCAAUGUUUUUGUUUUGCACGGAUAGUAUUAGCUAUUGAUUUAUGUAUUUGGUAUAUUCGAACACUUGAUAUAUUUUCAGCUAUAAAAAGACUUGGUCCUAAACUUGUUAUGAUUGGAGAAAUGAUUCAUGAUCUUAAAUUUUUUAUGUUAAUGCUUAUUGUAUUUAUAUUAGCAUUUGGUGUACCAGCUUAUAGUUUAUUAGAUGGUAUUGAGAAACAUUCUUGGCAUAUGCCACGUUAUAUAAUCAAUUUUGCUUAUUGGCAAAUAUUUGGUGAAUUACAAGAAAUUGAUCAAAUUGAAAAAAAUUAUGAAUUAAGUGGUUAUGUUAUGUUUUUCUUAUUAGUUGCAUAUAUGACUGUUGCAAAUAUUCUUUUAAUUAAUCUUCUUAUAGCAAUGUUUAGUAAUACAUUUGAUCGUUUACAUUCGGAUACAAAUUGUAUAUGGAAAUUUCAACAAUAUUCAUUAGUAUGUUAUGAAUUAAAACGUCCAUUAUUACCACCACCAUUGAUCAUCAUAUCACAUAUUUGGCGUAUAAUAAUUUAUAUGUUUUCACAUAUUAUUAAAAUAAAAUGGUUUUAUAUGAAAUAUAUUGAAGAAAAAAAUCAAGCUAAAAAAAUAAAGAUCAAUAAAAUAUUAACAAAACAAAUUGAAGAAAUUGAAGAUGCAUUCGGACAUGAAAUUUAUUUUUUUUCUUUAAAAAAUAAUCAAGAACAAAUUGAUUCUAAUGAAGAACGAAUAUAUUCACCACAAGAAAUUUCAUCAAAUAAAAUAAAAACACUUGAAAAUCAAAUUCAAAUAAUACAAAAUCAACAAAGUAAUAUGUUUCAAUAUUUGGAACGUUUAAUGAAUGGAAUUAAAAAAAUUGGUGGGAGGUUAGUUAACACUAGUCAAAUGUAUGAAUUGUUGUUUGAAGAUGAAAGUGAUGAAUCUAUGACUGGUGAUGAAUUAUAUGAACGUCAUCAGAUUUCAUCUGAAGCUCAAACAGAUGAACAAACUUUGAAUAUAUUUUUACCUCCAGUUGAACCUCAACCAAGUGAACAAAUUGAUCGAAUUCAGCAAGAAAUUAAUUGUUAUAUGUCGAACGAUCAAUGUUUAACAAUUGAUCCACAAUCAAAUAAUUAUGAAUAUGAUAUAGAUAUUAAUUCAUCUGAAGAAUCUAAUCAUUAUCAUCAAGAAUUGGAAAUGAAUUAUCAUGCUCAAACGAAUAAUUUUGAUGUUAUUUCUAGUGCUUUUAAUAAAACAAAAAGAAAACGAACCAAAUCUGAAUCUGCACGAAAGAGAAGAAGUUAA
Molecule: messenger RNA, 1542 nt
Organism: Rotaria sp. Silwood1
Lineage: Eukaryota; Metazoa; Rotifera; Eurotatoria; Philodinida; Philodinidae
Source: the annotation of a GenBank genome assembly